AUGCCGCCUCAGAUCAAACAAGAUCUUAAUCGAUCUGGCUGGGAAACCACCGAUUUCCCUUCCAGCUGCGAGAACUGUUUACCAGACAAUCCGUAUGUGCAAAUGUUGAAAGAAGAUUACGGAGCCGAAUGCAAGAUCUGCACGAGACCAUUCACAAUCUUCCGCUGGAAAGCAGACCGGACCGCAAGAACGAAGCGAACGAAUAUUUGCCUGACUUGCGCCCGAUUAAAAAAUUGUUGCCAAUGUUGCAUGCUUGAUCUUUCCUUCGGUCUGCCCAUCACAGUCCGAGAUGCGGCACUGAAAAUGGUGGCUCCUGGCCCAUCGUCCGGCAUCAACCGAGAAUACUAUGCGCAGGAGCAUGAAAAAGAACUGGAAGAGGGUCGUGGUGCGGUCGAGGCCUACGAAAAGACAGACGAGAAGGCGAGAGACCUCCUGAGGAGACUUGCCAACAGCGAACCAUACUACAAAAAGCAGCGACGGUUGGAAGCAGCAGGAGAGGAAUCAGAAAAGCCAGCCGAGCAGAAACAGAGUGGUUAUGGACCAGGUCCAGUUCGCACUUCGGACUCAAAGAAAGCUGGAAAUGCGCAACGAGGCUCGCGACCAGCUCCUGGCGGUGCUCGAGCAGUCGCAGUCGCAGCACGUCCUCCACAACCCGAAGAUUAUCUACCUCCAGCCGACCCUAAUGUCAUGUCACUAUUCGUGACCGGCGUCGAGGAUGAUUUGCCCGAGCAUGCCAUCCGCACGUUCUUCACUCCUUUUGGCCAGCUCCGUUCGAUAGUCUGCUCUCACCGGGCUCAUUGUGCGUUCAUCAAUUAUGCCACCAGAGAAGGAGCCGAGGCUGCGGCGGCGCAUUGCCAGGGAAAAGCCGUGAUCCAGGGUUGCCCGCUGCGGAUCAAAUGGGGCAAGCCGAAACCACUUGAUAACACCGAUCGUGACCAAAGACUCGAAUGGGCGAGGGAAGGUAGACAGACGGCGGCUGCGGUGAAAGGGCCGCAAGCCGGGCAAAGAGCCAUUUCUGGUGGUGAAGGUGUACAAGCUAUUGAAGGAGCCACGGAAGAAGAGAGCAAUACCUUCACGGUUGCGCCUCCGCCAGGACAGGGAGAGGUCACUUAUGCCAGCCUGUCUGGUGACUGA
Exophiala viscosa is the source of this 1134-nucleotide messenger RNA. Its product is annotated as pre-mRNA-splicing factor slt11. Lineage: Eukaryota; Fungi; Ascomycota; Eurotiomycetes; Chaetothyriales; Herpotrichiellaceae. The coding region runs from base 1 to 1134 and encodes 377 amino acids. Gene Ontology annotation, cellular component: U2-type catalytic step 1 spliceosome; U2-type catalytic step 2 spliceosome; Prp19 complex. The record is from RefSeq and is a predicted model, not a curated record. Gene Ontology annotation, molecular function: U6 snRNA binding; pre-mRNA binding. The transcript has a single exon.